Messenger RNA from Poeciliopsis prolifica (blackstripe livebearer), 2092 nucleotides. RefSeq lists its product as uncharacterized. The coding region runs from base 458 to 1186 and encodes 242 amino acids. The record is from RefSeq and is a predicted model, not a curated record. The transcript is spliced from 5 exons. NCBI's taxonomy places the organism in Eukaryota, Metazoa, Chordata, Actinopteri, Cyprinodontiformes, Poeciliidae.
UCGAAGUCAGUCAUCUUUGAUUUGACUAAAUGCAUCGCAAUGAUUGAAAAAGUAGUCUCAAUGUCACAAUUUAAUGUGACUAACGUAAUACCGAUAUAUAGUGGCCGUAGAGUACAAGCUACUCUUUUAUUUAAUGUAGUUUUUUGGCCUCAGCUCAAGCUCCCCCUCCCCCACCAUAACAAGCUAGCUAGCAUGUUUGGGCUCCAUAAUGGAGGAACAGACGUUGUUUUCAACGAGAUGGAGGCAAAACUCAGAGUAAUAAUUGACGACCGAAUUGAGAAGUUGGUCCUCCCAUCAGGCAUCCCGCCCACUGUGGAGGAGCUGCAUAAUAUUGUGAAGGAGACCUUUGGGAUUUCUACUGAGUUCAGUCUUCAGUAUUUUGAUGUGGAAUUUGAAGAUUAUUUUACUCUUCACAACAGUGAUCUUAUCAAACACAAAGGCACCAUAAAGGGAGAGGAUGAAGAAAGUCAAGAACAAGAGAGGAUUCAGUUGCUUACUGAAGGACAACAACGCAUUGAUAAAAGUAAAAAUGGCCAAAACAUUUGCACACAGAAGAAACGAAAUCAUUAACCAAUCACCCAGUAUAGAGGAAAUUAAAGCCAGAUGGCCCGCUCUAUUUGAGCCGUCUCACAUCCAGGAUGAGUUUCACAAAAUCACAAUGGUGCAUCUUGAAUCAAAGAUCAUGUCCAAACUGGAUGAAUAUACUCCUCGACUUCUGAACCUCUUCCACUCCAAGGGCGGAACCAUGGGGUUGAGGUUGCAGGCUAUCCUACUCGAGACUCCAAGCAAUCCUGACAUCAACAUGACCAGAGAUGUUACCAUUCGAUGUUUGAUGAUGUACCUUGGGGAAUCUACAGAUCAACUCUUACAAGAGUAUGAUGAUGCUGAUGAAGACAGUGUGUCACAGGACCUUGCUGUUCAAAGCCUGAAGAUCUACAACAUCAAAGCUAACACGUCAGAGGAUCCAGACAUCGGUAUCGUGGUGGACAGCGUGAAAAUUCUAACUGCUCAGGGUAACUUUCCAAGGGCUUGCUCCCUGCUUGUUGGAUUGGUGUAUGCUAUGAGUCUUGCCUAUCCAAAGAAGCUCAAAUACACGUUUGAAGUGUUUCAGAAACUUCUCCUCGGACUGGAUAGUUCAAAGCUCUCCACAAAAGUGAACAGCCUCAGGAAUAAACUACUGGCUUAAGAAAACGGACCCUUACUAAACAAAAGGGAAUAGACAAGUCACUGUCAAAACCAACACGCAAAACUUUGUGACAUGCUCUGUGAAGUUAGUUAAAAUUUGGGUAAUUUUCAGUUCAGUGGAUUUCUGCAUGUGUAUUUUUUCUUGCAGUACAUUACAGUUAACUAGCCUUUCUAAGGACAGACCCCUUGUUCUCAUAUAUGGUAGUGCGGCCUGUUAUAUGGCUUUGGAUCUAUUCAGGUCUGUCACAUGAACCCUUGUCCCUUUUAUACAGCAUAGAGAAUCCACUAUUGCCUUUUUGGAGAGUCCAUGCAGGCUUCACCACUGAAGGGUGAUGAUCUGCAGGCUGCAAAAUGCUGUUGUGUUUCCUUUGCACUUUAUAUAAUAUGUUUUUGUUCAGUUCUGUCUUUCAACUUAUUUUUCGAAAAGGAAAGUAAGUGUCACGGAGCCAAGGGCCCCAACACAGUGACAAGAUGUAGCAUAAACAUGCAAAACAAGAAAAUGGAAGUUUUUAUGCCUCAAAGGUCUCGCUCAUCUUUCACAUAUUGUCAUGUGUUUUCCCCAGGUAAGAUUUAUACUUGUGUUGUGCUCUGCAUGCCUCUUAAACAUAAAGUUAACUAUGUUAAUGUGAUUGAUAAAUUGUUGAAGCAAGCUUAACUGAGUCCAACUUGAUUGUUGUUGAUGUGAUGGUUCUAAAAAAUCAUGUUAACUAUACUUCGAGCAGAGUGGCACUAUGUUUUGACUUGAUACUGAUAUAUUGUAUAUUGCCCCUUCUCUGUUUUAUUGUUGUAUUUUGGAAUUUUGCACUUGUUGGGUGCUGGAUAAUCACGUUUUAUAAAGUUUCACAAAGAAAUGCUGCUGCUGUUUAAUUUGUUGUUUUUUGAUGCCACUCAAGUUUGGUCAGGAUAU